Messenger RNA from Thunnus maccoyii (southern bluefin tuna), 5638 nucleotides. Its product is annotated as metabotropic glutamate receptor 4-like. The coding region runs from base 962 to 3745 and encodes 927 amino acids. The record is from RefSeq and is a predicted model, not a curated record. Lineage: Eukaryota; Metazoa; Chordata; Actinopteri; Scombriformes; Scombridae. The transcript is spliced from 12 exons. Gene Ontology annotation, biological process: G protein-coupled glutamate receptor signaling pathway; regulation of synaptic transmission, glutamatergic. Gene Ontology annotation, cellular component: membrane. Gene Ontology annotation, molecular function: adenylate cyclase inhibiting G protein-coupled glutamate receptor activity.
UCGGGUGUGGGAUCUCCGCUCUAUUAUCCCGUAAAAAUCUGAUCCCAUCUUCGCAGGAGCAGUAUUAGUAAGUGGCCCUGCUGGACGUACCAUUUAUUUCCCAUUCUCACACAACCCAAAGUUGGGACUUGAGACUUUCAGCUCCACUUUUUCGUGGACAGCGCUCGCAAUGAUUUUGGAGAUCGAGGCAGCCUCGAAAUGCGUGUGGAUUCCUCUUGGAUACUACUCAGAAACAAUGUUUAGAUUUUGAUUUUUUUUUUUUGAAAAGCCAGAAUUGCUCAGGACAUCCCCUUUCACGUAUUGAUAGACCCAACAAGAUACGAUUUUUGCCUUGGAUAUGGGUCACUUCUUAUAAAAGGAUUCUUCGUGGGCAGGAGAAAGGGAAAAACUGCCUUCACUUGAAAGAUUUUCAGCUGCAACCCCCAACUCCCACAAUCCAUUUGUUCUAAGCUUGAUUUGAGCUCAAGUCUGGGAAUUCACUCUGAAGCCUGUGGACCUAAGCAGGCCUGAGGGCUCUGACAUACACCAAAUCCCUGCCCAGGGGAACAGGGGAGAUUAAAAACUUCUGAUUGAGGUGGAGAGGAGAGAGACACAGAGAGAGAGGGAGGGAGAGACGGAGAAAAAAGCUUAUCGUUCACCUUUGUUCUUCCUAAUGCCCCAAGUGAAGGAUCUCCAUAGGCAAGCCUGUGAAUAACACCAGACACAAGAGCAGCUGCCCACUACUGUGGUCAUACGAUGGAGUGAGGGAGUAAAAGAGGAGAAGAGAACAGGAUUACAUCCUGUGAAAGAGCCAAGCUCAUAUUCUACAUUAAUUGAAUGCCUGGGAGAGAGGAGAGACAUGAGAGGAAGCCUUUUCUGUGCCAACUGCUUCAAGAGGUAUUGCAAUUAACCCUCUGGCCAUCAUAAAAUAAUACCUGGCUUCUGUUGUUUUCUGAUUGCUGGGUUUGGUUGUACGGUGUGGAUGUGUGCUUGGGCCGUAGUCAUGUUUCAACCCCCGGCGUGUAGACCGGAUCGGACCGGCUGUCAACGAAACAGCCUGAUUCUGCCGCUGCUGCUGCUGCUUCUCUACAGCUCCCUCAAGGCCGCUCAGGCAGCCAAACCCAAAGGGCCAGGACACACACAUUUGAACUCCAUCCGGAUCGACGGGGAUAUCUCCUUAGGUGGGCUCUUCCCAGUACAUGCCAGGGGCCACGAUGGCAAGCCAUGUGGGGAGCUGAAGAAGGAGAAGGGUAUACACAGACUGGAGGCCAUGCUCUUCGCCCUUGACCGCAUCAAUAAUGACAAUAAUCUGCUGCCUAACAUCACACUGGGGGCGCGUAUCCUGGACACCUGUUCCAGGGACACUCACGCCUUGGAGCAGUCGCUCACCUUCGUUCAGGCUCUGAUCGAGAAGGACGGGACAGAUGUCAAAUGUCUGGGUGGGGGAGCGCCCAUCAUAACUAAACCUGAGAGGGUGGUGGGCGUCAUCGGAGCUUCCUCUAGCUCCGUUUCCAUCAUGGUGGCCAACAUACUACGCCUGUUUAAGAUACCUCAGGUGAGCUACGCCUCCACGGCUCCAGAACUCAGUGACAACAGCCGCUAUGAUUUCUUCUCCCGAGUGGUGCCCCCAGACACCUACCAGGCCCAGGCCAUGGUGGACAUUGUCAAGGCCAUGCGAUGGAACUAUGUCUCCACAGUGGCCUCAGAGGGGAACUACGGAGAGAGCGGCGUCGAUGCUUUCAUUCAGAAGUCUCGGGAGGACGGGGGUGUGUGCAUCUCCCAGUCUGUCAAGAUUCCUCGGGAGCCCAAGCAGGGAGAGUUUGACAAGAUCAUCCGACGACUCAGAGAAAACCCAAAUGCAAGAGUUGUCAUACUUUUUGCCAAUGAAGACGAUAUCAGGCGGCUACUCCAUGCAGCUAAAAAGGCCAACCAGACAGGUCAUUUCAUCUGGGUGGGUUCAGACAGCUGGGGCUCAAAGAUCUCUCCGGUUGUGCACCAGGAGGAGAUGGCAGAGGGAGCAGUCACCAUCCUGCCCAAGCGCCAGUCGAUCAGAGGGUUUGAUCGUUACUUCAUCAGCCGAACGCUGGAAAACAACAGAAGGAAUAUCUGGUUUGCUGAGUUCUGGGAGAACAACUUCAGCUGCAAACUCAGCCGUCACGCCGUGAAGAAAGGGUCCGGGCUCAAAAAAUGCACAAAUCAGGAGCGGAUAGGAAAGGACUCGAACUAUGAGCAAGAAGGAAAAGUGCAGUUUGUCAUUGAUGCAGUCUAUGCAAUGGCUCAUGCCCUGCACAAUAUGCACCAGGAGCUGUGUCCAGGGAAGGUGGGCCUCUGCGGUAAAAUGGAUCCCAUCAAUGGAACUCAUCUGCUUAAGCACAUACGCCGCCUUAACUUUGCAGGCAUAGCUGGCAACCCAGUGCUCUUCAACGAAAACGGAGAUGCCCCCGGGCGCUACGAGAUCUACCAAUACCAGAUCCGAAACCGAACGGCUGAGUACAAAAUCAUUGGCCACUGGACGGAUCAACUUCAUCUCACCGUUCGUUCGAUGCAGUGGCCUGGCGGUGUCCGCCAGAUCCCUUCCUCAAUCUGCAGCCACCCCUGUCAGCCCGGUGAGCGCAAGAAGAUCGUGAAGGGCAUUCCUUGCUGUUGGCACUGUGAGCGCUGCGAUGGCUAUCAGUACCAGGCGGACACCUACACGUGUAAGAUGUGUCGCUUUGAUUUGCGGCCCAACGAGAAUCACACGGGCUGUGUUCCAAUCCCCAUUGUUAAGCUGGAGUGGAGCUCUCCGUGGGCAGUCAUCCCUGUGCUUAUUGCAGUCGUUGGCAUCAUGGCCACUCUGUUUGUGGUGGUCACCUUCAUCCGCUACAACGACACUCCCAUUGUGAAAGCAUCAGGGCGAGAGCUAAGCUAUGUGCUGCUAACUGGCAUCUUCCUCUGUUACGCCACAACUUUCCUGAUGAUUUCUACACCCGAUGUAGGAAUCUGCUCCCUCCGGAGGAUCUUCUUGGGUCUGGGAAUGAGCAUCAGUUAUGCUGCCCUGCUCACCAAAACCAAUCGUAUCUACCGCAUCUUUGAGCAGGGCACGAUGUCUGUGAGUGCUCCCAGGUUCAUCUCUCCGGCCUCCCAGCUAGUCAUUACGUUCACCCUGGCUUCAGUGCAGCUGCUUGGCGUGUGCAUCUGGUUUGGCGUGGAUCCUUCCAAAGCCAUCAUUGACUAUGAGGACCAGAGGACAUCUAACCCGGUGCUGGCUCGUGGUGUACUCAAGUGUGACAUCUCUGACCUGUCUCUGAUCUGCCUGCUGGGCUACAGCAUGCUGCUCAUGGUCACCUGUACUGUCUAUGCCAUUAAAACCAGAGGGGUGCCGGAGACCUUCAAUGAGGCCAAACCCAUUGGUUUUACCAUGUACACGACCUGCAUUAUUUGGCUAGCGUUCAUCCCAAUAUUCUUUGGCACCUCACAAUCCACAGAAAAGAUGUACAUCCAAACAACCACGCUGACCAUCUCUGUGAGCCUGAGUGCCUCAGUGUCCCUGGGGCUGCUCUACAUGCCCAAGGUCUACGUGGUUCUCUUCCACCCUGAGCAGAAUGUGCCCAAGCGCACACGCAGCCUCAAGGCCGUGGUUACUGCUGCCACCAUGUCCAACAAGUUCAACCCCAAGGCCGGACUCAGACCCAACGGAGAAGCCAAGACUGAGCUGUGCGAAAGCCUCGAAACGCAAAGUUUCUCAACAAAGCAAACAUAUAUCAGCUACAGCAACCAUGCAAUAUAAGGGACAAAGGCUCUUGUCAUAAUGCAGGAUUUCCACCUGACAGAGAAAAACAUGCAGUGGAUGUGUCAUUGUAUGGGUGGAGAUCACCGAAGCAUUGCCCAAAGACGUGACAUGACGAGGACGGACCACAAAGAGGUGCAGGUGCAGACAGGGGACCAGAACAGAUAACAGGAAAAUUGUAAGGUUCCAUCUUCUGUCAGCCUCACAAGAAUUCAAAAAAAAAGAAGAAAAAAAAAGAAAAAUAUUUGCAUGGCAGAGGCCUGGAGACUGAAGGAUGGAGCUUUCCUUUUGAGUGUUUACAUUUCAGCUAUGCCCUCUUUCAAAGACUUCUCUGUCAUCCUGAGCAGCGCAGACUGAAAUUGAACUAAAAUCAAGAAUAUGUUCAGGUGUUCUUAAUGUUGUCUGCCAGUUUUGCAAACUAUAAUUAAUCUUGAAAUCCUCAAGGCAUCACAAGGGAUUAAUCAACACCACAAAGGCAUGAAAACAUGGUUCAUGGAUUUGUAAGAGGGGUUUAUGUUUUUGUUUUUAUUUCUAAAUGUAUUCCGGUCUCAUGAGUCAAAAUUGACUGGAAAUGACGAUCAUAUCAACAAUGCAACGAAUCUGUACCAGACUCCAUUCAUUUUUUUUGCCUCUUCCAGGUUUCCUCUGAGUUAAUAAGAAUGACAAUGACUACACAUAUAAGAUGGUCUCUGCCGAUUUUGAGCAUGCCAGUUUCAACAUCCUGUGUUGUGUUGUAGAAAAAGAAAAAAAUUAUAUCUUUGGAAUGCGUUUACACUCUGUUGCAGCGUUGUUACAAUUGUUUGGGCCUGAGCCUAUUGUACGUUAAAAACUGUUCUCAAAUGGUGAAGGUCUAGUGAGUGAUUGUUUAUCUGUGCUUAAGUGAGGCCAUGAUUUGUAUUAUCGGUUAGCCCGAGGCUGCCACUGCCCUCUGCAUACCUGUAUGUGCUUUGAAACGGUGGCUCGUGGUUAAAACGAAUCGUAUUUUAGCCAGGAGAUCUUACCGUGAGCUGUCGUCCAGGAUGACCCUCCCAUCACUGCCACUAGCGAUUCUCUUGGUCAAACGUAGUGUAAGGGUAAAGCUUAGCUGUACAGAUCCAUUAGGAGGGGGAAUUAAGAUGAAGUAUGCCCUUGAGAGAGAGGAUCGUGCAAUAUGCCCUGAAGGUGAUAUCCAUAAUGGACAAGCUACUGAGAAAAUCCAUUACUUUACAUGUCCUUCUCAGGCACUCUCAUGAUAAGGAGGAGGUGUCAGGAAGUUGUAAGGCUUUUCAACAAAUGAAAAUCUAAUUGCAAAAGUAUACAAUAUCUCUAUCAAUCACCCUCAGCUCGCUGAACAGAUAAAUAGUUGGCUUUGAGCAGUAUAAAAGCCCUCUAAUGUCUUGAGGAAAACAUUGUGGGGUCAUUUGUGUUGUGAAUUCAAUGCUGCUUUUCAUGCCUCCCUCUGUAUUACUUUCAGCACCAUUUGUGUUGCAGAAUAAAAUGUGAGUGCUGACCAAAUUAAAUGGCAAGUUAAUGUAUGUUAUUAAAUAGAUUGAUGAUGUCUGCUUUAUGUCCUGACAUAUCCUAAAAUUGGGGAAAAUGUACAAAAAGAUACAGUGCCUGGCUAUCUGACUAUGUAUUUGUAAAACCUCAUGAAAACUAAUGAAGUGUGUGAAGCAUGUUUAGUUUUUUUUAUACAAAAUUUUAUUUCUAUUAAAAAUGUUUUCAAACUUCAAUGUCCGUUUUACAGGUUUGUGUGAUUUGGGAAAAUCUAAGAAUUUGUUCAUUAAUUUGAUUCAUUUGCUGUAAAAGGAAGAGAUGAACUAACAGGUUGUUUGUAUAAAUAUAAAACAAUGUAUGUAAAGUGGAUGAUUCAGUGGCAAACUUACAUUGUCGCCAUCUAAAUGAUUGGCAGCG